GCAUUUGCCACAAUGCUCUCACCCAGUGACUUUGCAUCUGCUUCUUGGGAGCUCGUGAUCCAAGUUGACCAUCCAAAUGAAGAGGAGCAGAAGGAUGUCACACUGAGAGUGUCUGGAGACCUGCACAUUGGGGGAGUGAUGCUCAAGUUAGUGGAACAGAUCAACAUAGCCCAGGACUGGUCAGACUUUGCCCUUUGGUGGGAACAGAAGCACUGCUGGCUUCUGAAAACACACUGGACCCUGGACAAAUGUGGGGUCCAGGCAGAUGCAAAGCUUCUCUUCACCCCUCAGCAUAAAAUGCUUCGCCUCCACCUGCCCAACGUGAAGACAGUGCGACUGCGAGUCAGCUUCUCGGCCGUGGUCUUCAGAGCGGUCAGCGACAUCUGCAGAGCCCUGAAUAUUAGAAGAGCAGAAGAAGUUUCCUUGUUAAAGCCUUCUGGUGAAUAUUUUAAAAAGAAGAAAAGAAAAGAAAAAAAUAAUAAGGAGCCCAUAACUGAAGAUAUUUUAAGCGUGGAGUGUUCUCCAACAAAUUCAGGUCCGCCAGUAAGUCCUGGCUUAUACAGUAGAACCAUGACCCCCACAUAUGACCCCAUCAACGGAACGCCAGCAUCAUCCACAAUGACUUGGUUCAGUGACAGCCCAUUGACUGAACAAAACUGCAGUAUCCUCGCAUUCAGCCAGCCCCCUCAGUCACCAGAAGCUCUUGCUGACAUGUACCAGCCUCGGUCUCUAGUUGACAAAGCCAAGCUUAACGCAGGUUGGCUAGACUCCUCACGUUCCCUUAUGGAACAAGGCAUCCAGGAGGAUGAGCAGCUGCUAUUACGAUUUAAAUACUACACUUUCUUUGACUUGAAUCCCAAAUACGAUGCUGUCCGAAUAAACCAACUUUAUGAACAAGCCAGGUGGGCCAUUCUCUUAGAAGAAAUUGACUGCACAGAGGAAGAAAUGUUGGUCUUUGCAGCACUACAGUAUCACAUUAGCAAACUGUCGUUGUCUACUGAAAUACAGGAUUUUAAAAAUGAGUCUGAAGUCGAUGAAGUAGAAGCAGCACUUUCUAAUUUGGAAGUGACCCUGGAAGGUGGAAAAGCAGACAACACUUUGGAGGACAUUACUGAUAUCCCUAAACUUGCAGAUAAUCUCAGAUUAUUUAGGCCCAAGAAGAUAAUAUUAAAAGCUUUCAAACAAUAUUGGUUCGUCUUUAAAGACACGUCUAUAGCCUACUUUAAAAAUAAGGAACUUGAACAAGGAGAACCAGUAGAAAAACUAAAUCUUAGAGGCUGUGAAGUUGUGCCAGAUGUAAAUGUAGCAGGGAGAAAAUUUGGAAUCAAGUUACUAAUCCCGGUAGCUGAUGGUAUGAAUGAAGUAUAUCUGAGAUGUGACCAUGAGAGUCAGUAUGCCGAGUGGAUGGCUGCCUGCAUCUUGGCAUCAAAGGGCAAAACCAUGGCGGACAGCUCCUACCAGCCAGAGGUCCUUAACAUCCUUUCAUUUCUGAGGAUGAAAAACCGGAACUCAGCAUCUCAGGUGGCUUCCGGUCUUGAAAACAUGGAUAUGAACCCGGAAUGUUUUGUGUCACCUAGGUGUGCAAAAAAGCACAGGUCUAAACAGCUGGCAGCCCGCAUCCUGGAAGCCCAUCAGAACGUGGCCCAGAUGCCCCUGGUCGAAGCCAAGCUGCAGUUCAUUCAGGCAUGGCAGUCUCUACCUGAAUUCGGCCUCACCUACUACCUUGUCAGAUUUAAAGGAAGCAAGAAAGAUGACAUUCUGGGAGUUUCAUAUAAUAGGUUGAUUAGAAUCAAUGCAGCCACUGGGAUUCCAAUUACAACAUGGAGAUUUACAAAUAUGAAACAGUGGAAUGUAAACUGGGAAAUCCGGCAGGUGGCGAUCGAAUUUGACCAGAACGUCUCCAUCGCAUUCACCUGCCUGAGCGCGGAUUGCAAAGUUGUGCAUGAGUACAUCGGGGGCUACAUUUUCCUGUCCACCCGCUCCAAGGACCAGAAUGAAACUCUUGACGAGGACCUGUUCCACAAGUUGACCGGCGGCCAGGACUUCUGCUCUGGGUUGGGGCUCAGGAAGAUGGGCUCAGUUCUCUCUUCAUAA
Lipotes vexillifer (Yangtze River dolphin) is the source of this 2094-nucleotide messenger RNA. It is a transcript of the gene FERMT1, whose product is annotated as FERM domain containing kindlin 1. Lineage: Eukaryota; Metazoa; Chordata; Mammalia; Artiodactyla; Lipotidae. The transcript has 15 exons. Gene Ontology annotation, biological process: integrin-mediated signaling pathway; cell-matrix adhesion. The coding region runs from base 13 to 2094 and encodes 693 amino acids. Gene Ontology annotation, cellular component: focal adhesion. Gene Ontology annotation, molecular function: integrin binding. The record is from RefSeq and is a predicted model, not a curated record.